AUGUCUAGGGGAUUUUCUAUCACCCUUACGGGAUUUGCUCGGAAUUGGUACCGUCAGCUCAAACCUAAUUCAAUCGGUUCCUUCGUAGAGUUAAGCCGACUAUCCCUUACCCAGUUUAUAAGUGGUAAGAGAAGUCGAAAACCCAACAUUCACCUGCUCACCAUCAGACAAGGGCCAAAAGAGUCGCUAAAGGACUAUAUUGCUCGCUUCAACGAGGAAGCGUUACAGGUAGAAGAUUACGAUGACAAAAUGGUGCUCGCUACGGUGUUCAGUGGUCUGAAAGAAGGAAGGUUCACUUUCUCCAUUAAGAAGAACCCUCCGAAGACGUUAGUGGACUUCAUCGCAAGAGCCCAAAAAUGCGCUAAUGCUGAGGAGUUUACCAACGCCCAUAAAAGUGUACAAGUAACCGACUCAACUGGCAAAGGGAAGAGGCCUAGGAACGAAGAGUCCCAACCGACCGGCAAAGGGUCGAAUGACAGCACUCCUCGCGAUCGUCGACCAAGCCGAAGACCAAAAGGGAAAUUUCGUUCCUACACCCCCCUCUGA
Magnolia sinica is the source of this 546-nucleotide messenger RNA. RefSeq lists its product as uncharacterized. The record is from RefSeq and is a predicted model, not a curated record. The transcript has a single exon. Lineage: Eukaryota; Viridiplantae; Streptophyta; Magnoliopsida; Magnoliales; Magnoliaceae. The coding region runs from base 1 to 546 and encodes 181 amino acids.